Messenger RNA from Cyclopterus lumpus (lumpfish), 2785 nucleotides. It is a transcript of the gene serac1, whose product is annotated as serine active site containing 1. NCBI's taxonomy places the organism in Eukaryota, Metazoa, Chordata, Actinopteri, Perciformes, Cyclopteridae. Bases 170 to 2149 code for a protein of 659 amino acids. The record is from RefSeq and is a predicted model, not a curated record. The transcript has 17 exons.
AUUCUCCUGCGGGUUGACUGAACAUCAUCACGUAACGUACAUGUUUCUAUUGGCGUCGGUGGCCAAAGAUGACGUGUUAUUUGUGAGACAAGUUUCCGUCGUGCGUUUGAACGCCGGUGGAGGACAUGACUGUAGUCCUCUUGCAGCGGGUCGAUAAACAAGGUGGAGGAUGUCUGCUGCAGCUCUGCGACUGAUCCGCUGUCGGAAGCUGAGCACAGCUGGGCCGCCUGGAGUCAGGAGAGUGUUUCAGUGGAAACAUUUAAGGAAGGUUGCUAAAGUAACUGGUGCAGUUGUCUCGGGGGGCUGUCUCUUUAUCACUUACGAAGUGGCGGUCUUGGACAAGGCUGUGACUAUUGACACAAGUGCAAUCUAUCAGGAGAAGUACAAGUCCUAUGUCUAUCUGAAAGCCACGCCCUGCGAUGAAAAGGAGAACCUUACUGCAGGGCUGACACACAAAGCAAGGAGGGAACUUCAUAAAGCAGCAAGGCGGUUUAUGGAAAUAUCAUCUAGAGUUAUGCUGCAAUCACUAGACGAGCACUUCAGCCAUGGUGAUGCAGACCCACAUGAGGUGGCAUUAUGGGUCUUACUGAAGAAAACAAUGUCAGCCAAUAAAGCCAUCAGACUACAAGCCGUUCAGGAGCUUGCAGAAAAUCACCACUGGCACGACUACCAGUACCAGACAGCAGCCCAGGUUAUAGACCAGCGAACCGCAGUGGGCCUGUCCCGGACCCCUCAGGUAGACCUUCGAUUCUUCCUGCGCUCACCUGCACUGCCUGACCUGGAGGAUGGUUUGUCGGCAGAGGAUGGACUGAGGCAGCUGCUGGCGUCUCUGCCUCAGUCUGAGGUGGACAAAUGUGUUCAGUACUUUACCUCACUGGCCCUCAGAGAGAGCACCCAGUCCUUGGCAGCACAACGGGGUGGCCUUUGGUGUUUUGGAGGUAAUGGGCUGCCUUACGCCCAGAGCCUCACCUCGGUUCCCUCUGAGAAGGUGGAAUCCUUCUGCAUACAGGCACUUGUACAGCACUCAAAGGUCCACAGCCACUGUGACCACAUAGUUGCCAACGGUGGUCUGCAGCUCCUCCAGAGGGUUUAUCAGCUUCGUAGAGACUCCCUGAAGAUUCAGAGGAACAUUGUUCGUAUCAUAGGAAAUUUGGCGCUCAAUGAGAGUGUUCACCAGGCCAUAUCCCAGUCUGGCUGGGUAUCGGCCCUGGCUGAGAUGGUGCAGUCUCCUAAUGUCAUGCAGGCGUCUCAUGCAGCCCGCGCUCUGGCCAACCUGGACAGGGAGACGGUGAAAGAGAAAUAUCAAGACGGCGUCUAUAUCCUCCACCCUCAAACACGUGAUAACCAGCCAAUCAAAGCAGACGUGCUCUUCAUCCAUGGGAUUCUUGGGGCAGCUUUUAAGACGUGGAGGCAGAAGGACCGCAACAUGUUAGACAAAGAGAAGGAGGCAGAAGGCAGGGAGGACUACACAGAGUGCUGGCCAAAGUCGUGGUUGGCUGCCGACUGUCCAAAUCUGAGAGUCCUAUCAGUGGAGUAUGACAGUCACCUCAGUGACUGGAUGGCCCAGUGUCCCGCUGAGAAUCAGAUGAAGUCAUUGGCCUACAGAAGUCGAGAGCUGCUAAAGAAAUUAAAACUGGCCGGAGUCGGAGAGAGGCCUGUGGUCUGGGUAGCCCACAGUAUGGGAGGAUUGCUUGUGAAGAAAAUGCUGCUGGAUGCCUCAGAAGACCCAGAUAUGCAAUCACUGUUAAAGAACACCAAGGGGAUUAUGUUCUAUAGUGUUCCUCACCAUGGCACCUUUAUGGCAGAGUACUCGGUCAGUGUCAGAUAUCUUCUCUUUCCCUCGGUAGAAGUCCGAGAACUUUGUAAAGACUCUCCGGCACUGCGCAACCUAAAUGAGAACUUCCUUAACAUGGUCAAAGAAAAGGAAUUCAAGGUGCUGAGCUUUGCAGAGACGCUGCCAACAAAUAUUGGUCCCAUGAUCAAGAUACUGGUGGUACCAACACAGUCAGCAAAUCUCGGCAUUGGGGAGCUCAUCGAGGUGGACGUAGAUCAUCUUAACAUCUGCAAGCCAGAGAAGAAGGACUCGUUUCUUUACAAGCGCAGCCUUCAGUUCAUCCUGGAAGCACUGCAGAGCUACAUUAACCACUGACUCAAAUACAUGAACCUAACACACUGAUAGAACCUACUAUUUACUUUAAAUGACGGGGAUCGCUGACUAAAUUAAAACAUAACUGGCUAUCCUUAAUGCACACUUACUUAAACCACUAAUGUAAUCAUUAGAUGAUUAUAUUUUUUACAAAUUGAUUGCUGUGAGCUGUCAGUUUUGAUGAAAACCUUUGCUCUCCUAGUCAUCCUCCUAGAUCGCACUCUCUCACGAGUGAGUCAGAAUUUUAAAGAUCAUUCAAAUUUUUAAAGAACAUUAUUUCAAAUUUCAACUCAUUUAAAUUUAUUCUAGAUUUUAUUUCCCCUUCUCAUCUUUGAUUUACCAGUUCCACAUUUGACACCAUCUUACAAUAUAUUUACUCAAAGAUGCACCACCAUGUAUUUGCCACUCAGGCGCCUCAGUACUUUUCAACAGAUAGGUUUACGUUUUUUAUUUUGUACUUUUAUGUAUUUUAAUCAAACUACAGUAUAUCAGUCAUAUUGUCUGCCAAACGGAUUCCUUCCUGAACUUUACCUCAAAUGGACCUGUAUUAAUAUUUUUCAGGUUGCUUUAUUUAUUUGUUUAUAGUCCAAAUUGCCUCUAGCACGGCUGACUGAAUAAAUAUAUGAAGUUGGAAUCUGA